AUGGCGCUGCAAAGUCUUCCAGUUGAGGUCAUCUACCUUGUUUUCCAGUUUGUUGGCAGUGACGCCCUUCGAAAACAGGAAGCUUGCUGUCUACUAGUUUCGAAAUGGUGGUACAAUCUUGCAGAGCCGGUCUUGCUCAAAGACUUGGUUCUCAAUGCGAAUCUUCUCGACAAAAUGCCGGAAGACGCAUUUGAAAGGUUGAGCUUACAUGCACAGCGACUUACAGUCCAGGUGACCCAUGCAUCAGAUUUUCUCGGUGAUGAGAUAUUCAACGAUGCGAUCUGUCAAUUGUUAUCCCGAUGCGCAUAUCUGAAAGCCUUUAGCUUCCGUGCCCAAAGUGAUUUUGACCCUGAGCACCCCAUGAUGCCAGCCACAAAUUAUCUCGCAUCGUGGUCACCAAUGAGGCUUUUCGACACUCUCGAUCUUUCCGGUAUCUCGGACCUCGUCAUUGACACCUGCGGCUCCAUGUUCAAAAGCCGGGUGCAUAUCUGUCCUCAGGUACUCAAGAUUCCUUCUCUGAGAUCUCUUCGCCUGAGGAUGCAUCAUAUCUGCCCGCGUGUACUUGAGCUCGAAUCAGAUUCCAGGAUAGAGAGUAUUAUCAUCAACAUGAGCCUUAUGGAGCCUGGCUGUUUCCAUGCAGGUUUCAGUCGCCAUUGUACGGAGCCGAAGUCCGCAUACGAUCUUUAUCAAGACAUGGUAACGACCGCCACAAAUGUCGCAACCAGUCACUCUGGUAUCAAGAUGCUGAGAAUACUCUCUCAUAAACAUCCGUAUUCUGAAAUAGUAACUACUGAUUGUAUCAAGGGGAUGACGAUGAUUUUGGCGGAUAUCACUAAGGAUUGGGAGGAAGAUGGACUCCCAGAUAUCGAACAUGCCGAGCUAUCAGAUCGAGAUCUUUUCGCGGAAGACAGUGAGGACGAACCCUUCGUGACACUAGGCUAG
Penicillium brevicompactum is the source of this 942-nucleotide messenger RNA. RefSeq lists its product as uncharacterized. Lineage: Eukaryota; Fungi; Ascomycota; Eurotiomycetes; Eurotiales; Aspergillaceae. Bases 1 to 942 code for a protein of 313 amino acids. The record is from RefSeq and is a predicted model, not a curated record. Gene Ontology annotation, molecular function: protein binding. The transcript has a single exon.